Molecule: messenger RNA, 654 nt
Organism: Bipolaris oryzae ATCC 44560
Lineage: Eukaryota; Fungi; Ascomycota; Dothideomycetes; Pleosporales; Pleosporaceae
Exons: 2
Coding region: 1-654 (217 amino acids)
Molecular function (GO): acyltransferase activity, transferring groups other than amino-acyl groups
Source: RefSeq, a predicted model, not a curated record
AUGAUUCCCUCCAAAAUAUCCACAGACCGCUUAACCCUCGUCCGCCUCACAAACACGCACCCCUCCCACCCCCAUGUCCAACUCUUCCAUGAAAACUGGUCCAACCCCACCGCGACCGCAUGGUCUCUCCGCGGCACCACACACUCACUCGCUGAAAGCCGUGAAUGGAUGAUCGAAUCCCUAGACCGAUUCGACAACUACUUCUACGCCGUCUUUGAGGGAGAUGAGGAGGACGAGUUAGGGGUUCACAUCGGAAGCGUAAGCUUGCGCCUCCAACCCUCUGGUCCUACUCUGCCUCCUCUUUCCCUUUCCCGCCAUAUUGGCUCUCCCGAUCCCGAAAAGCAGAAAGGAAGUGGAGAAGACGACAUCCCCCUACGCGCCCUAGGCUACGCCAUCUUCCCUACAGCGUGGGGAAAGGGCUACGGCACCGAAGCGAAUCGCGGCUUACUCAAUGCCUAUUCCGCAGCCGUGGCCCAGCAGAGCGGGGGAAAAGGGAGGGUUUACGUGGAAGCGGCGGUGGAUGACGAGAACGCGGGGAGUCUAGCUCUGAUACAGAAGUUAGGAUUCGAGCGUGUGGGGUGGAAGGAGAGUGAGAAGGUGUGGUUGAAUGGGGGGUGGAGGGGUGGAUAUUGGGUAUAUGGGCUAUACAUCUAA